Molecule: messenger RNA, 1485 nt
Organism: Humulus lupulus (European hop)
Lineage: Eukaryota; Viridiplantae; Streptophyta; Magnoliopsida; Rosales; Cannabaceae
Exons: 2
Coding region: 1-1485 (494 amino acids)
Source: RefSeq, a predicted model, not a curated record
AUGGCGGAGAAGCAAAGUGGUUUUAUUAAAGGUAGAAACAUAGGUCAAAAUGUGUUGGAUUGCCAGGACUUAUUGAAGCAUUAUGGACGGAGUAAUUGCAAGCCUAGCUGCAUUAUUCAGAUGGAUAUUAGGAAGGCUUAUGAUACCUUGGACUAUGAUUUUUUAGAAGAAAUGCUUGAGGCUUAUGGGUUUCCUAGUAAGUUCAUAAAGUUAAUCAUGGUUUGUGUGAAAACUCCCAAAUUCUCUCUAUUGAUAAAUGGGAUGCUUCAUGGCUUUUUCAGCUCUAAUCGUGGUCUAAGGCAUGGAGACCCGAUCUCCCCUUUACUCUUUGUUCUUUGUAUGGAAUAUCUUAACAGAAUCUUGACGAAGGUGGCUCGCCAUGAGAAUUUCAGAUUUCAUGAUAGAUGCUCAGAUCUUCAACUAACACAUAUGUGUUUUGCCGAUGAUGUGAUUUUAUUCACGCAUGGCGAUUUUAUGUCCAUAUAUUUGAUGCUGCAAGGUGUUGAGCUGUUUUCCAAGUCCUCGGGUCUGCAAAUCAACAAUAGCAAAACAGAGAUUAUUUGUAGAGGUAUGGCGAAUGAAGAGAUUCAAAGAGUUCUUCAUGUUUCUAAGUUUAGGGAGGGGAGUUUACCUAUCAAAUAUCUUGGUAUUCCUAUUAAUUCUAAGGGUAUUUCGGCUGUUGAUUGUGCCUCCAUUGUUGAUAAAAUGCUUUUACGCAGUGUGAAAUCCAUUUGUAAGGCUUUUCUGUGGAAGGGAGCUAAGGAAUUUGAUGGUGCAGGAAAUGUGGCCUGGGAAGAUGUUUGUAAGAGUAAAGCUAAAGGAGGUCUGGGUAUUAGGGAUGUAGAUUUAUGGAAUAUAGCUGCAAUAGGUAAAUAUGUUUGGGCUGUGGCUAAGAAUAAAGAGAGUCUGUGGGUUAAAUGGGUGCACUCAGUCUAUCUUAAAGGAACUUCUUGGUGGACCUAUGAAUCUUCAGCUACUGCAAGUUGGCAAUGGAAAAAAAUAGUGGCAGUUAAGAACAAGCUGAAGAGUUUAUAUUCCCUCCAAACUUUCUGUGAAACUGAGUAUAGUGUUAGAAAGGUGUACUGGAAGCUUAAGGAAAAUGAGAAUUCAGUGAAGCUUUCUUGGACUCGAGUAAUUUGGAGUGCUCAUAAUGUUCCUAAGUAUUCUUUCAUUGCUUGGCUUGCUCAACUUAAUCGCCUUAAGACUAGGAAGCGCCUCUUUCAACAUGGUGUUAUAGAUGAUCCUAAUUGUCUGAUUUGUGGGGAGGGGGAAGAAGAUAUCUAUCAUCUCUUUUUUGGCUGCUGUUAUAGUAAUUCUUGUUUGGCUAAGAUUAGUGAAUGGUUGGGCUGGAGUACUAGUGACAGAACCUUAAAUGGAUUAUUAAGGUGGCUUAAAGGUGUUUCUCAGGUCAGGAAAAGAGUUUAUUCCAUGACUUUGAUAGCAGCUGUGUAUCAAAUUUGGAAGGUUCGGAACUUUGCUCUUUAG